GUCUGGGACAGAUUUCGCAAUGUACCACAAUACUAGCAACACCUUGUAGCUAGUGCUCCUGCGGUCUCCUCUAUGGGUGGGAACUGUCGGUCUCCAUGGCAUCUCCUUGGAGACUCUGACGUCAAUGGUCUGGAAUAUUCCCAGAUCCAGUUCCAGAACCUCAGUUCCUUUGAAGAUCGAAGAAGCAAAGUGUCUUGCUGGAAGAGAAACUGCAAACCUUCCACUGUGUUGCAGAACCAUCGCCAGCCUUCCACUGUGUUGCAGAACCCCUACCACUGUGUUGCAGAACCAUCGCGAGCCUUCCACUGUGUUGCAGAACCAUCGCGAGCCUUCCACUGUGUUGCAGAACCAUCGCGAGCCUUCCACUGUGUUGCAGAACCAUCGCGAGCCGUCCACUGUGUUGCAGAACCAUCGCGAGCCUUCCACUGUGUUGCAGAACCAUCGCGAGCCUUCCACUGUGUUGCAGAACCAUCGCGAGCCUUCCACUGUGUUGCAGAACCAUCGCGAGCCGUCCACUGUGUUGCAGAACCAUCGCGAGCCGUCCACUGUGUUGCAGAACCAUCGCGAGCCGUCCACUGUGCAUGUGUUGCAGAACCAUCGCGAGCCUUCCACUGUAUUGCAGAACCAGCGGAGCAGUGCGAGCAUUCUCCAGCCAUGGAAGGAUAGAGCUGAAGCCGUGCAGGCUGCAGGAGCUAUUGUACAGACAAGCCAUGCUGCUCUGGGACUGAUUGUCCCCCAGGUACAGAUAGCCAUGCUGCUCUGGGACUGAUUGUCAAACUAGCUGUUAAAUAAAUGUUUUGUAUUUUUAGGUACUAGACAUUGGCUCACUCACUGUUGAGAAAGGUAAGCAUGUUUCUGACUCUGCUUGUUUCUUCUUCUCUCUCCGUCAGGUACAACUGAGAUGUACGUGCUGUUAGGUGGUGGUUGGUCAAGCUAGUUAGCUGUUCAAUAUUCUAGAAAUGUUUUUUGUUUGUAGUGCUUGCUUCUAUCGAGAAAGGUAACUGCCCAUUUUUAUAAUAAUGGUUUAUAAAUUUAAUUGUACAGUGCCUGGGUUUGAUGUCUUGUCACCGUGUUGGUUAGUAAUGGUAGGUCAUGCUCAACAUGUCGGAGCAUUAAUGAUAGUUUUCUCCACAGGUCAAGACAGUGGAACUAACGGUACGUAAAGUCCAUUUGCUUAGUGCUACCAUUAUUGUGUUCUGCAGAUGUGUAGCAGAUUAGAGGGAGGAGUGCUCGGUGCUCUAACUAAUGUGUAGUGUUAUGAUUAAUUUUUGUGCAAUGCUGUAUUUAUAAAAUUAAUUAUGGCACAAGGUGAAA
Halichondria panicea is the source of this 1314-nucleotide messenger RNA. RefSeq names its product leucine-rich repeat and coiled-coil domain-containing protein PF3D7_0703800-like. NCBI's taxonomy places the organism in Eukaryota, Metazoa, Porifera, Demospongiae, Suberitida, Halichondriidae. The coding region runs from base 125 to 769 and encodes 214 amino acids. The transcript has 3 exons. The record is from RefSeq and is a predicted model, not a curated record.